AGAUUUCCCAAACGCCAAAAGAUCGAUGGACGCGGUCGGCUACAACCAGCUCUAUGACGAGCCUCUGCUGGACCGCAGCAUCAACGAGCCGGCGCCAAGCCUCGGCGGCUUGAGCCUCGCGUCCGUCAUCACGCAGCUCAACUCGUUCCUCGCCGUGCUCUGGCCCGUCUUGAUCACCAUGGCGCUCACAAGCCUUGUGGCCGUUUCGGUGCAAGAUAGCGAGACGCAGGCCGCGAUGAAUCAAUACCUCUAUUACAAGGACAUUGACGCGUCGACUGCGACGGCCGGCACCAAGACGAUGGAAGCGCUCACGAACGCGCUCGUGGUCAUCUUCUUCAUUGCGAUCGUGACCUUUGUCGUCGUCUUGCUCUACAAAGUCAACUGCAUGAUCGGACUCACGGGCUACUUGAUGCUAUCGUCCUCGACGCUGCUCGGGCUCGUCGGAAGUGCGCUCGUGCAAAAGAUUUUCUGCGGUCUCUUCCACUGGCGCCUCGAAGUCUACGCGACGUCGCUCAUCAUGUACAACUUUGCCAUCGUCGGGACGGUCAGCAUCUUCUACCAGAAAGGGGUCUCGCCCAACGUGGGCCGAAUGUACCUCAUUCUCACCAGCGUCAUCAUGGCAUGGCAGCUCUGCCAGCUGCCCGAGUGGAGCACGUGGGCGAUUCUCUUCGCGUUGGCUUUUUGGGAUCUCUUUGCGGUCUUGACGCCGUGUGGCCCACUGCGGUGCUUGGUGAACUUGAUCCAAUCGGAAGGGCGACCGAUGCCAGGUCUUCUCUACGAAGCCGAGAUCCAUGACGGGCACGUGCGCAAGCACAAGGCGCGGUCGCUGCCAAUGGCACCGGCGGCCUCGAGCGACACGGAGAUGGUGCAGCGUCGUAGCGACGACGCAUUCCAAACAUUUGAGUCGCAAUUGCGCGACUUUUGUGUCGAUGUGGGAUCGCCCAACGGCCACCACGUCCGCACGGUCGCGUUGCAGUACGUCGACCGGCAAACAGACUGCUGGCGCAUGCUGUACACGAAAUACAACAUCACGUUUGUGGCCGCGCACAAGUCGUAUCCAGACGUCGCGCUCGUCUUUGCCGACGCCCAACGUAGCGAGCGGGAAACCAUCAAGCUCGGACUCGGCGACUUUAUUUUUUACAGCGUGCUUGUGGCGCGCGCGGCCAUGACGGGCUUUGCUGCCUUUGUCGCGUGCUUUGUGUGUGUCAUCAUCGGACUCGCGGCCACGAUGUACCUGCUCGCCCACUUCAAUGCGCUGCCGGCGCUGCCAAUUUCGGUGCUUCUUGGCAUCUUCUGCUUCUUCCUCAUGGUCGAAGUGGGCAGUCCGUUCGUCGACGCGCUCGUUUUUCGGGGCAUUUGUUGAUAGAUUUCCGCCAUAUUGCAUGAUAAAACACUCUCAUUUCGUCCA
Molecule: messenger RNA, 1408 nt
Organism: Saprolegnia parasitica CBS 223.65
Lineage: Eukaryota; Oomycota; Saprolegniomycetes; Saprolegniales; Saprolegniaceae
Exons: 9
Coding region: 26-1363 (445 amino acids)
Biological process (GO): protein processing
Cellular component (GO): membrane; nucleus
Molecular function (GO): aspartic endopeptidase activity, intramembrane cleaving
Source: RefSeq, a predicted model, not a curated record